Schistosoma spindalis is the source of this 408-nucleotide messenger RNA. The record is from the annotation of a GenBank genome assembly. Lineage: Eukaryota; Metazoa; Platyhelminthes; Trematoda; Strigeidida; Schistosomatidae.
AUGAGCAAUGCUUUGGAGACACUUAUUCGUACCUUCUGCAUUCAAAAGUCAUUAAAAAAGCAUACUAAUGUUCAUCUUUUCGGUUCGACCUGGGGGUAUAAUAUCUACCGCAGAUAUGCUGUUGUAGAGCGUAUAGUACAGGCUCAACGACGACCACAACAAAAUCCGCAAGGUACACAAAGCAAUUUGAACACUCCAGCAAGUGAACAAUCGGAGAAUCAGCAAAACCAGCUUGCUCAGGAGUCUACAGGAGAUCAAGCAAACGCUAGCCUACGUGGUGAACAAGAAUCGAGAUUUUCGAGGAUAACUACAAAUCUACGUUUGGCAGCAAAUCUUUCUUAUCAGUUCUUUGCAGCUCUGAUUUCCUCAAUUAUUCCAGAACAACCACCACCACUACAUUUAGACUAG